ACUUAAUGUACACAUCCUGGCAGGAUUACCAGAGGAGUACAAUCCCAUUCGUGCAAGGAUGAAGGUCUCUCCAGUAAGUAGUUGGGCUGAAUUGGAUGACUUAUUAUUGAAAGAGGAAAUUCAUCUGGAUGAACAGCGAGACCACGCUAUCGGGAUCGAUCUGGGGACAACGUAUUCCCGCGUAGCUGUGUGGCACAAGGAUCAUGUAGAGGUUAUACUGAACGAUCACGGGAACAGGAAGACUGCAUCUUAUGUUGCCUUCACUGAUACUGAUGAGACUAAUUUGGUAGGUGAUGCAGCAUUUAACCAAGUGGUCAGAAACACACCCAACUCCAUCUUUGAUACAAAGAGGUUAAUCGGUAGGAGAUUCAGUGACGCCUCUGUUCAAAGUGAUGUGAAGCUCUGGCCAUUCAAGGUCAUUGAAGGUCCAGGUGACAAGCCCCUGAUUGUGGUCACCCACAAUGGCCAAGAGAAACAAUAUUCUGCUGAAGAUAUCUCAUCCAUGGUUCUGGUAAAGAUGAGGAAGAUUGCCGAGACCUACUUGGGUUCAACUGUGAAAAAUGCAGUUAUCACGGUCCCUGCUUACUUCAAUGACUCGCAGCGCAGAGCUACAAAAGAUGCGGGCAUCUCUGCUGGCCUAAACGUGUUGGGUAUUAUGAACGAACCAAGUGCUGCUGCCAUUGAUUAUGGCCUUAACAAGAAGGCCGGUUGGAGUAGCCCGCGAAACGUGAUGAUAUUUGAUUUGGGUGGUGGCACCUUAGAUGUGUCAUUGCUUACCAUGAGCACUUCUGGUGACUUUGAAGUCAAAGCAACGGCUGGAGACACUCACCUUGGCGGCCAAGACUUCGAUAACAGAUUGGUGAACUACUGUGUUGAGGAAUUCAAGAGGGAGCAUAAAUUAGACGUUAGUGGAAACAAGAGAGCUCUUAGGAGGUUAAAAAAUGAAUGUGAGAAGGCAAAGAAGAGACUCUCAUUUGAGUCUGAUAUUGACGUUGAAAUUGACUGUUUGUGUGAGAAUACUGAUUUCACCAUAACUUUUACUCGUGCAAUAUUCGAACAACUAAACAGGGAAUUAUUUACUAAGUGUAUGGUGCCUGUGAAGAAGUGCUUAAGGGAUGCUAACAUGGACGUAAGCCGUGUCGACGAUGUUGUUCUUGCUGGUGGCUCUACUAGAAUUCCCAUGGUGCAACAACUAUUGCAGGAGUUUUUCAACGGGAAGGAGCUGUGCAAGGGCGUUAAUCCGGAUGAGGCAGUGGCAUAUGGUGCUGCGGUUCAAGCCGCAGCCUUGACUGGGAAUGGAAAGGGGGAGUUUUUUCAGCACUACACUCUCAAGGACGUCACUCCUCUGGCACUUCGUGUGGAGGUUGCAGAUAAGAAUUUCAUAAUUCCAAGAAACUCUCUAAUUCCCAUGAAUAAGAAGCUAGAAUUGUGCACUGUUAAGGAUGACCAAGUUUACAUCAGCUUUCGCAUAUAUGAGAUUGACAGUAGCAUACCAGCAAAUCUCAACUUUUUGAGUGAAUGCAGCAUCCGUGACAUUCCUCCAGGUCCAGCUCCCAAACAUGUUCAUAAAUUCGAUGUUUUCUUCGAAAUUGAUCCCGAUGGCAUCUUGAGUGUCUCUGCUGUCGAUAAGUCCACUGGCCAAAACAGAGAGAUCAUAAUCAACCGUGACAAACCGAAGUAGUCUGAGGGAAUUCAGAGAACUAAGAGAUGAGCAGGUUAUAUUGUUUUAGGGUGAAAUCAUUAUUUUUUUUUGUGAUCUACUUCAGCAGCCCCAAUAUUCCUACGGCCGUCUACGCUGCACCGCAUUGCAGAACUCAAUGAUCCUUACCAUGUGGUGCCUCACUGAUUUCUUUUGUUUGGCUCAUUCGAGCUUGGUUUGCUUGUAGAAUAAACAAUUCGAGCUGAAUGGGAAUAAACAAUCCAACUGCGACACCAGAAAUAAAC
Messenger RNA from Prunus avium (sweet cherry), 1944 nucleotides. The record is from RefSeq and is a predicted model, not a curated record. Lineage: Eukaryota; Viridiplantae; Streptophyta; Magnoliopsida; Rosales; Rosaceae.